Molecule: messenger RNA, 3885 nt
Organism: Leucoraja erinaceus (little skate)
Lineage: Eukaryota; Metazoa; Chordata; Chondrichthyes; Rajiformes; Rajidae
Gene: znf280d
Product: zinc finger protein 280D
Exons: 23
Coding region: 139-3414 (1091 amino acids)
Biological process (GO): regulation of DNA-templated transcription
Molecular function (GO): RNA polymerase II cis-regulatory region sequence-specific DNA binding; DNA-binding transcription factor activity, RNA polymerase II-specific
Source: RefSeq, a predicted model, not a curated record
ACCCAUGAUCCUCCGCCGGCUCCUCGCCAGUUCCCAGUGCGCACAAGCGACGAAACCCACCCCCACCACCAUGGCGGCGGAUUACUGUGGACCCACCAUCCGCUUUUAGCUGGGGAUAAGCAGGCGGACAGAGCAAGAAUGGCAGAACUAUUUAUGGAAUGUGAAGAAGAAGAAUUGGCGCCUUGGCAAAAAGGGAAUAAAGACGAUGAAGAUGAUGAUGAUGAUGAGCCUAUUUUUGUGGGAGAGAUUACAAGCUCCAAAAACACCAGUUACCUAAGUAAAACAGGAGGCACAACAUUUCAUUUGGCACAGCGAGGCGGGAUGCAAAAUGGUGGACUCAGUAAAAGCAUGAUGGUGUCUUUUAGCAGUGCACCAGACACAUCUUCUACAAUUCAGUCAGUCAACCAACAAUCUAUCGCUUCUUCUCCAUCAAUUUCAAGCACAAUGGCUGCAUAUCAGCCAGGAUCUCAAAGUAUGCCUGUUUCAUUGACACUACAGCCAGUGGUAUUAUUGCAGGGUUUUAUUGUAAAAGAUAUGGGUUCGCUAACAUCUGCACCUCAGAGUUCAGGUGGAAUGAUGUUCAAUGUAAAGAAUGCACAUUAUCAAAGCAAACCAAGUGUUCCCGUAUUAUCUGGAAUCGCUUCUCUGUCAGGGAGAACAGGGGUUUCUCAAUUAAAAUCAGUUGGAACUGGGAGAGCAAUUCCAAAUAUCAGUUACAAUUCUACUCAAAUAAAUUCAUCUGCACCAAGUGCGUCUGUAAGUGGACAGAAGCUGGGGCAGCAAAACACUGUCAAACCUCUUCAAGCAACUCAAAUCCUUAAUCAUGCCAGUGGAAAAGCAAGUGCAGCCCAGAGCACAAAUGUCAGCAACAAGCGCCCAGCAGCCUGUGAGAUAAACAAUAUCGGUUCAAAGAAAUCAAAAAAAAUUGAAACUGGAUCUGGAAAUAAAACAUCAAGUUUAUCACCAUCUUCAACUGGAUGUCCCACAAAGGUCUCAUCAUAUACCAGUACAUCAAAAGGAUCACCAAGUAAUAUUAAAAAUGGUGUACCGGUCCCAAGAGCUUGUCCAAAAUGCAACAUUCACUUCAAUGUCUUGGAUUCUUUACGACAUCAUAUGGUUUUUUGCUGUCCAGAUCUGGUAUCCAGCUACUGCACUGUAUCAUCAGCUGAGAAGACUCCAACUAAGGUUUUAGAAAUUGAAAAAGGGAAACUUAUAAUGUUGGUCAAUGACUUUUAUUAUGGAAAAGAUGAUGGCGAUGCCCACCUAAAUCAGAAAGAUAAGAAGACAAAUACAACUUUCAAGUGCUACAGCUGUCUGAAGAUUCUUAAAAGUAAUAUAAGAUUUAUGAACCACAUGAAGCAUCAUAUGGAUCUGGAGAAGCAAAGUAGUGAGAGCUGGGAAAGCCACACCACCUGUCAGCAUUGCCAUCGUCAGUUCCCCACACCUUUCCAGUUACAAUGCCACAUUGAAACAGCUCACUGUCCCUACGAGUCAACAACAAUUUGUAAAAUUUGCGAGUUAUCCUACGAAUCUGAGCAAGUCCUUCUACAGCAUAUGAAAGACAAUCAUAAACCAGGGGAAAUGCCAUAUGUUUGUCAGGUCUGCAGCUUCCGCUCAUCAGUAUUUUCAGAUGUUGAUAUCCAUUUCCGCAUUGUUCAUGAAAAUACCAAGCAGUUACUCUGCCCGUUUUGCCUUAAAGUCAUCAAAAUUGGAAAUGCUUACGUCCAGCAUUACUUGAAGCAUCAGAAAAAAGGGGUUUACCGUUGCGGCAAAUGUAAGCUUCAGUUUUUAACCUGCAAAGAAAAGGUGGAUCAUAAGACUCAACAUCAUAGGACAUUUCGAAAACCUCCUCAAUUAGAAGGUCUACCUCCUGGCACAAAGGUUACUAUUCGAGCUUCCAUGACACCUUGUCCAGUAGGAUCAUCAUCAUCAUCUUCCCAGCCUUCAGUUAAUUCUGCAGCUAGCUCUACACUCCAGUGCUCAUCAUCAGUAACGGUAAACACUAAAUUAUACUCAUCAACUAUAAACAAAGUUACUACCAUAGGAAGUUCGCAACAAUUGCCAUACAUUAAAGAGGAAAAGAAGAAAAAUCAAGCAAACGAAAAAGUAACAAAACUGUUUAAUAUUGAUCUUCAGUUUUCCAGGGCGAGCUGUGACAUUCACAAAUGUAUUGAAUGUGACACAGAAAUUGAAGAAUUCGCCAGUCACUUCGCCACUUACACCCGUUGUCCUCUUUGUCGAUUCAGAAGUAGCUGCAACAAAUCUUAUGUAGCCCAUGUGAUGAGCUCUCACACUGUCCCAUGUAAAAAGAAUUUUUGGAUGUUCAAAGAGUAUUCAAACAAACUGAGCGAUAUAAAACUAGUAUGUUCUAGUUGUCCAUUUGAAGCCAGUGUUUCUGAUUCAGAUGAUAUGGCAAAACAUCUUUAUCAAAACAAGUUCCAUGUCUGUCAUAUUGUUUCAAAAUCCAGUGCUUCCAGUAUUAUUGACAACAUAGUCCAUCUUGAGUCCAUUUUGAUAAAUUCAUACAAAAUCCCGACUGACAAAAUUCCCAAAUCAGCUGACCUAUUGAGGAGCGAGCAAAUCUCAACACUUGACGAAAUAAAGACUGAGGCAAAUCCAUCUUCUGCAUUACUUGCCACAGAAACUUUGGAAGUUGAUUUAACUGCUGAUGGAAACCAGGAGAAAACUGACCAACCUUUAUUGUACAAGGCUGAGAAUCCAUCUGUGGAAGCUGUGCCUUCACCCAAAGGUGACAAACUAAGUGAUCAACAAGACAAAACAAACUCCAAUAACAAUGUAGAAAGUAAUCAAAGUACUGAGAAUACAGCAGAUGGCCCGCUGUCUGAAUUGACAACUGAGAAAGACUAUGAUGCUGGAGAGAGAGUUCAGGAUAAUUCCUCCAACCAAGCACUCACACCUUCAGAUACUAACGAAGCACAAGAUUUAAAAUCAGUGGAUAAUGAUGUAGAAAUAGUUCAAGAUGAGUUUGUGGGAAUUGAUACUUGUGAUGAACCUAAAGAUUGCAAGACUCUUCCGGAUUUAAUACUGAAAUGUAAACAGACAGGGAAUGAGGGAAUUGAUAAUGAAAAAUGUACUGAAGAAAAGAGCAAUGAUGCAAAUGUGGAACAGAAUAUGGAUCCCAAAGAAGAUGUUUGCUUUGACCAGUUUUUCAGGAGCAAAGAUGAGCCAGAAGCUGUUGGUUCUGAUGUGAGUGAGCAGGGCAGCAUUCAGCUGGAACCACUCACUCCUUCUGAAGUUUUAGAACAUGAAGCUACUGAGAUUCUGCAGAAAGGGAGUGUGGUGACGGUUACCAAGAGAAAGGGAACAGCAUCAACAGAGGAAAAUAAUAAAGAAACUACUCCUGCUCCAAUACUACUAAGCUCAGAGCAUCUAGAAGAAAAUGAAAAGAGCUGAAGUUUUGCAUGGAGACUCGCACUUCAGUUCAUGAUUUGUUCAUGGUAUAAGAUGCAACUGUAAACAAAGCAAUGUGCAACUGAAUAAAUAUUAUAGAUGCCCAUGCUUGUGCAUCUUGGCAAAUGGACAGAUGCCAGAUCUUAGGCUAAUUUACAUUAUUGGACUAGACUCAGUUGUCAAGAAUUUGGUCCUCUGAAAAUAAUAACAUUGGUAGCACACAGGGCAAAGGCUUUUCCUUUCAGUGUGACUAUAUUUAACACUGGUUAACUUGGAUGAGGAAAUAUGUUUCCAUUGCUACCGUUGCUACUUUUAGUUCUGGAAUUCAAUUGAUUCCAAUUCAGAGUUAAAUUACUGUACACAGGGAGGGGUGAAAAUAAUGGUUUGUAUACUUUUCUUCUUGUAGAAGUUAAAUGUAACUUUAAUGCCAGUGCCUGCAAGCUCAAAUAAAGACAAUGCAUCUCAUGACUUGUA